UUUGUUACUUCAAUUCACAUAUAUCAAUUAAUAAUACUAUUCAAGAAUGUCAAUUCCAGAUAAACAAUACGGUUUCUUUUAUACCAAGGCCGACGGUCUUAAGCUUAAAGAGGAUUUACCAGUCGGUAAACCAGGUCCAGGCCAACUUUUAUUAAAAGUUGAUGCUGUUGGAUUGUGUCAUUCGGAUUUACACAUCAUUUAUGAAGGGUUAGAUUGUGGUGACAAUUACGUUAUGGGCCAUGAAAUUGCUGGUUCAGUUGCCGCUCUCGGCCCAGAAACAGUAGGAUUUAAAAUUGGUGAAAGAGUUGCUUGUGUUGGCCCUAAUGGUUGUGGUAUCUGUAGAGAAUGCCGUGCUGGGUUAGACAAUGUAUGUAAGAAUGCAUUUUUAGAUUGGUUUGGUUUAGGUUAUAACGGAGGUUAUGAACAAUAUUUAUUGGUCAAGAGACCUCGUAAUUUGGUUAGAAUUCCCGAUAACGUCACAUCCGACCAAGCAGCAGCCAUAACAGACGCGGUAUUAACUCCAUACCACGCAGUUAAAUUGGCUGGUAUUAAUCCAACUUCCAAUGUUUUAAUUAUCGGUGCCGGUGGGUUAGGUAUCAAUGGUAUUCAAAUUGCCAAGGCAUUUGGUGCAAAGAUUACCGUUUUGGAUAAAAAAGAAGAAGCAAGAAAGAUUGUCAAGGAACUUGGUGUUUCUGUUUACGAAUCUUUACCUUCAGAUGUUCAGCCUGGUUCAUUCGAUGUUUGUCUUGAUUUCGUUGUUGUUCAACCAACAUUUGACUUGUGUCAAAAGUAUACUAAACCAAAGGGAAUCAUUAUUCCAGUUGGUUUAGGAGCUCCAAAAGUUUCUUUUGAUUUGGGAGAUUUGGCUCUUCGUGAAAUCAACAUUUUGGGUAGUUUCUGGGGUACAUCUAAUGAUUUAGAAGAAGCAUUUGAAUUGGUCAGUAAAGGAUUGGUCACUCCAAAGGUGGCCAAAGCUCCUUUAAAAGAAUUGCCAACAUAUAUCAAGAAAUUGAAGAAUAAUGAAUACGAAGGUAGAGUUGUUUUCAAUCCUUAGGUUUAAAUUUCUAGAUUAAAAGAUUUUGGAGGGUUAUAGUUGGAGAAUUUUGUCUCGAAAGCACUGCGGUUAUUUUUUAUUUCCGUAUUCGGACGUCUUUUUUUUUCUCUUAAAAAAUAUUUUUGCAGCAAUUUUGUUAUAGUUUACUAGCAAUC
Spathaspora passalidarum NRRL Y-27907 is the source of this 1209-nucleotide messenger RNA. RefSeq names its product Adh5p (gene ADH5). The coding region runs from base 47 to 1054 and encodes 335 amino acids. Lineage: Eukaryota; Fungi; Ascomycota; Pichiomycetes; Serinales; Debaryomycetaceae. The record is from RefSeq and is a predicted model, not a curated record. The transcript has a single exon. Gene Ontology annotation, molecular function: oxidoreductase activity.